GCGAAUAUCGACGAGUCACUCCGAUAAAAAAAAAAUGUAUAUGUUAAUAAUAUUAUUCCUUUUUAUUUUUAUUUUGAGAUAUUAUCUAAAUAAUACAUUUUUAAACUAUGGAACCUUCGACGUCAGAAAUUGAAGAAGUCAGUAUCGAUUGGAGCCAAGUGAAACAACGAUUUGAGUUCGAGGGGGUUAUUACCGAAGAAUUUUUGGAAAAUCGCACUUGGAUAUACGAACCACACGGACGCCUGGACCACCAACUCUUGUUGGUCAAAAUUGUCGAUGCCAGAAUUUAUUGUUAUCUUGCUGUUGUACUGCAUGUCUAUGAACAACAAUUAUUCACGUUCGACGAACAGGCGCUUACACGCAUCCAAGAUCGUAUUAAUAAAGUUAUCCUUGUAGCAUUGAAUUUAGUGGCGUACAAAGAUUUUCUUAUGCUUAUUUCAUCAGAACUUAUGUUUGGAAAUAUGAGUGACGUCGAUCAUACAAAUGACAUUUUAGCAAAAGUCCGGACAAAGGCCAACGGAACGCUAAACGAACUAAAUGGUGCCAGCACAAAUGAAAUCGAUCGGCUCAGUUUUAACUUUGACGAAAACCAACUAUCAACCAACGAUAUGAUUAUGAAAAUCAUCAAAGAUUUCGAAGACUAUUUAAAAGAAUUAAAACGUUUCUUGCCGUUUGAUUAUAAUGUGCUUUUGAAUUUUAUAGGCAUGUCUCCGUAUUCUAGUCUUUUUAUCCGUUCUAGACUAUCUUAAUU
Molecule: messenger RNA, 751 nt
Organism: Adelges cooleyi (spruce gall adelgid)
Lineage: Eukaryota; Metazoa; Arthropoda; Insecta; Hemiptera; Adelgidae
Exons: 2
Coding region: 108-749 (213 amino acids)
Source: RefSeq, a predicted model, not a curated record